This is a messenger RNA of Hydractinia symbiolongicarpus, 3554 nucleotides long. RefSeq lists its product as uncharacterized. The record is from RefSeq and is a predicted model, not a curated record. The transcript has 8 exons. Lineage: Eukaryota; Metazoa; Cnidaria; Hydrozoa; Anthoathecata; Hydractiniidae. The coding region runs from base 1634 to 2077 and encodes 147 amino acids.
UGGUAACUUUCAAUAACCAGCAUAUAUAAUAGCCGCAUUACAAAAUUGAACCGGUGUCUCCUGCACAAAGUAUGUGAGUUAUGUGACCUCCCAAAAAUGUAUCGAGUGUGUUAAAAGUAACCUUGGAAAAAGUAUCUGCUAUAUAGCAUUCUAUAAGAGCUAGUUUUUUUGACUAAAAUAUGGACUUAUUGGAUACAAUAUAAUUUUUUUUUUCUUUUAAUUCAUUUACCCGAAAUAUAAUGUCUUUCCUGUACCACAUUUACUUUAUCGUCGUGAAAAAAUAUAAUAUACAAAUAUUUAUUCCAAAAACACCAAACUAAUUUGUGAAAAUAUUGUGUUGUGUUCACUUCUCUGUGAAGUGUCCAGCUAGCAUACUGGAACAAUGUGCAAUAUUUCAUGUUUUUAUAUAAAUAAGAUAGCAUAGCUUCAUAAAUGUACAACACAAGACAUUUCAUUCCUAGCCAAACAAUUAUGGUAGGCAUAAAUGCUUUUCAAAUCAUGGAUAUUAAAUAUUUAUUAUCUUUUCAUUCUUUUUAUAUAAAAGUGUUAAUUUAUAUAGUUCUUUUAUUGCUUGUGACAACUUCAUAAGUUUGUCUGCAUCAACAUUUCUGGUAUUGAACACAUUUGUUUCUGGACAUUUGUAACUUUAUUUAUAUAUAUUAAGCUGUGAAUUUCUAUAUUACAACUUAUAUACAUCAUAGCUGGUCUUUGAAUACCAUUUGUACCUUGCACAGUGAAGUCGUUUUUUUAAAGGCAUUAUACAAUAUUUUUUAUAUAAACAUCAAUGACGUUCUUUAUCUGUAAAAAUGUCAUAACUUUUGUUGACAUCAGUGUGUGAAAAAUCAUGUUAAAACACAGAAGCUUUUGAAUGCAAAAAACAUCUUUAUAUUUAUUUUUUAUUACUUGACUGAUACACGGAAGAGUUAUAUGAAAAAUGCAAUGGUUUGAUUUGUUUAUGGCUCAUAAAACAGGGAUUUUUAUGCACCCAUUCUUUGGUUUUUGGAGGGCAAUAAUAUAAUGAUACCAUAAGAACACAAGAUAAUGUCUAUAAUUUUUUUUAUUAUUUGCAUAUUCUUUAAUAUUUCUUUAAGAACAAAUGAACAGCUGAUUUGCCAUAGAGAGUAUAUAUGCGCUACUGGAUACGGUGGUAGAUGCAAUUAUAUAUUAUAUAUGUAAUGUACUCUUUAAAUGAUAUAAAACUGUCUUUAAAAGCUCUGCUAAAAUUCAGACAAUAUUGACAUCGAAAAACAAAUGCCAACUACCACCACUAAGUCAACCCGGCGUAUACAUUAUCCCAUGCAAAUGCAGCAAAAAAUAUUUUGGGGAGACGAAGUUGGGAAUCGCUACCCGCUUCGAACAACACAAAGACACCAACAUUAAAGAAAAGUGGAGCGCAUCAGGAGAUUCAUUUCACUCUAGUUCUUGUAAUGCUGGUUAUGAUUGGGACAAUGCGAAAAUGCUUAAACAAGAAUUUAAUAAAUUUGAUCGUAAGUUAUAAAGAUAAAGAACCAAUCUUGAACUAAACUGCUAAGUUGACAUGAACGCUGCUAGAAAAUAUCCACAUUGAUGCAACACAUUCCAACUGCUUGGCGAGAUUUGUGAACCAUGCCCAUCCCGGUGUGCCAAUUGUAAAAUGGUGUUACUGGUUCGUGACAAAGUGCCGUAUCUAGGCUUAAAGUCUCGAAAACUCAUAAAGACUAAUGAAGAGCUUAGAUACGAUUAUGGUGACAAAUGCAUGUUGUCUUUGAGAAAGCAGAAGAACUUGUGUGUGCCAUUACAUUUAAAAGAUAUAGAGAAUCAGCUAAAAAAGAUCUCCCAUGCAAGUAUUCUGAAACUGAAGGAAGGGCAAAAAACUGUAAUUGAGGUAGAAGUAUUAAAAGAGCCUUACAUGAUUAUCAGAGAUCGUGAAAAACCUCAAGAUGUUGCCGAUGAUGGCUUUUGUGAAUGUUGCAAGAUACGUUACACAUCACUACAACAUGUAUAUGUAUGCUAUGACCCCUUUUUUUCUUGUAGAUCAAAUCUGUUUCUUGGAUACAAGAAUUAUAUCGAUGGAAAAAUAAAAAUGAUAGUUUUUUGACAGAAAGACUCGUUUAGCUAUUGUUAUUGUUUUGAUAGCCCCUCGACAGUGAUCGUCAUAAAAGCUUCGUUACUAAAAAAAAAAAUUAUGAUAAAGUAGACCAGUUGAUAGCUAAAGAAGUUGGUUGUGGCAACUUUGUCGAAGCAUGCAAGAAGAAAGCUGCUAAAAAGUAUGUACUUAGAAAUAAUAGGAAAUGUGAUUUUAGAGAGGUAUGUUAUAUUAUAAGUAGUUACAUGAAACUACACAUUUAGUAUGUUGUAUUAGUUCAUCAAAGUGAUAAUAGUAUGACACAUUAACAGAAGUGAAUGUCAGUAAUUUAGAACAAAUCUUACGAGGAAAAGUAUUAGAAGCAGAUACGUUUUAUUCUUUCUCAGUCAUAAUAUAUAAUAGUCUUUUUAUUUUAACUAUUAGGUUUUGAUAAAGAAAAAUAAAUAUUCAGGACAUUCUCCAAAUAAAUAAUUAGCUAUCAUUUUUUGCGUGCAUUUCCGAAUAUUUGUGAAAAAACGCUAGUAUUUUUUCAUCCCACGCUAAUAUUUUUGCUUCAUAGUUUUUGGGCGUCGGUUUUUUUACUUUGAUUUCUAAGUGAUAUCCGUCGUUUCGUAGUUCAUAAGCAAAAGCGAUAUGUCCCAAUUAGAGUUAUGAUUUGUUACAUUCGCUUUUUUUGCAUCAGCAUCAUGUCAAGUACCUAUCUGUUUUUAAUAAAAAUUUCUGGUGCUGUGUAUGAAAGAAGAUUGGUCCAAACUCCAGUUAAUCUGCUAACGACAAGAUGAUCUCAUCGUUGGACUAGCAUUCAGAUUCGCGUGCAAAUUCACUAUAUCAAGUUGAGUAAAAAGAAAAUCUAGGAUGCUAAUUAGUAAUAGGACGUUAACUUUUGAGUAAGCUGGUUUUAAAUAGAAGCUUCUACAGUGAUAAAUCUAAUUGUAAGUAUUUUUAGUCUUUAAGUUACCUAGUUAGUAAACCAGCUACACAGUUUAAACAGUAGUUGCAAUACAAAUUACAACUUAUUAUUAUUAUUCAGUACAGUUUAAAGGUGUUAAAAACUCAAAGUAGUAGUAUUAUAUGACAACAUAUAAUGACCACAUACAUUUAUCGGUUAAAAAUUGAUAAUCCGUAUUAUAAUCUACAUCGAUUUUAGGUGCUGGCUUAAUUGCAAAGAUGAUUCACUAGCGAAAGUGUAGGGAGUCAGAACACUAUAUAUGGAAUAGGAACAUCUGGUUCAGAGCUGCCAAAAUUUAUCUGUUCUUCCAUCCACGAUAUUUAUUGAACAUUUGCAACAAACAUUCGCAAUAAGAUGAAAAUAAAUUUACACAAGUUAUUGACUUGAUCAAUUCAUGACUUGAAAUUCAUUAAAAGUAUUAUAGAACAUUCAAUUUAUUGUUAGGUUAUGCUAUAAAUGUUUUUCUAUUUACAAAACAUAGCAUUUUAAUUGUAAUUCAUAUUUCUUCUUAUUGGAAAAAAGAUUAUAUUUUAUUAUAUA